AAAAGACAUUGAUUACUCUGGAUUUUAACAAUAAAGGUCUGGGGAAGAAAGGGAGGUUUUGAGGCAAUCUUCUUCUUUUUGUCCCGUUCUCUGGUACCCUCCCCCAGCUCAAAACCUCCAGCCAGAGCCUCAGGCACUCACGGGAAUUUAUCCGAAGAUCUCUUCCUUUUUAGCAUCGUGUCACUGCCAGAUGCACCACGGGCUGCGGAGCUGGUCGGCACCAGCACGCACUUCUCCCCUUCCCCCGCGGAGGGAAGUGACACUGCGUGGAGCUUCUGCAGGGGGGAAAGUCGUGUUGGACGGAGCCCUGCGCGGUCCCACCUCGGAGCUGGGCUGAGCCGAGGGCAGAGAGGAGCUUUCCAAAGAACUGACCCUCUCCCGUUCCCAGGGAACCUUUUUUUUUUUUUUUUUUUUUUUGGGUGUUUCUUUCUCUGAACAAAGGGACAUUGCUCAAUUAUUAUUAUUAUCAUUAUUUUUAAAAUUAUUUUUCUAAGGCAAUUGAAAGGAGUGCCUGGAAAGCCGAAGCGGAAAGCUCAGCCUCUUCCCACCGGCUCCACAGCGCGCCGUUCACUGGGAUUAGGAAAGUCAACUAAUGCUUCCCAGCGCCAGGAUUUCAGCAGCACGGAGCCUCCCGGGGCAGGGAACCGCGACGGCAAAUCCGGCCGGAGCUCAAGGCAGCAGCUGCCAUUUAACCCCGGAUUUCUGUGCGUCCCGCUCCUGAAAUUCGGCUGGAAGCCCAUCGUGCCUGCCCUGCACGGGCAGUGAGCGCUGCCAGCCCGAGCCGGGGCUCCUCUGCUGGAAGAGGCUCUCCCCAACCCCAUGCGGGUGGAGCGGUGCCACGGGGCUCCCAGCACAUUCCAGGGGCUCCCGGCAGAUUCCUGGAGCUCCCAGCACGUCCCGGCUGACCGGCAGAUGAGCCAGAGCAUCUCCCCAAAGGAGGCGUGCUGGGGGAACCAGGGCCAGGACACGAGGUACCUGUGUGAUUUCUGAUUAAUAUUUGUGGAUGAAUGCCGUAAAUAUGAGCCGAGAAGAUUUAAAAGAAAGCCACCGAGGCGUGCCAGUGAAUUAAUUUGCUUUCAGACAACAUGUGGCUGGUUUGCAGCCCUUUGCCAGCAGGACCGCUAUUCCUUUCCUAUGCCAAAGACUGACCGCGUUUGCCUGACCCCUCCUGCCUGACUUCUGCCGUGGAGGAAAUCUGAGCAAGAACAUGUAUAGUGAAUUUCUAAAUUCAACCAGCGCCACUGAAGCUCACCUGAUCAUCCAGACCAACACUCCCUACCUGGCCAGCACCCCCAGACCCGUGAGCUCCUCCGCCCUUUACAUGUCGACAGCCAGGGUGCUAAAGGAAGGGGAAAUAAAUAAGCCAGACCUGGUGACUUACAUCAUUCUCUUUUUCUUUCUGCUCUUGACCGUGACAUUCAUCGUGCUCUUCAUAAACUGCCAGCUGAAGAACUCUUUCUUUGCCACCCUUCCUUACGACAGAUCGCUCCGGGAGGCGAGGAGCCCGUGGAGGACACAGGCUGUGUGACACCCCCCGCUCCCACCGGGAUCCCGGUGCCACCAGGAGUCAGUGCCAUGUGCCAGUGAACGGAUGUGACCCCCGUUAGAGUAAUGGGGGGGAGAAGGGAGGGUGUGGAGGGAGGAGAUGGCUGAAAAAGAAGCUGUCUGCAAACCCAAGCAGCUGUAAAUAAAAAAGCUCUGUUGUGCAGAGAAGGCUUUAGCAAAUUUAUACGGUUUUGUGCAAAGAAAAAAAAGUGAAUAAUCGCCCCGUGAUUCCAGAUUAAGCUCUGUAUGUAUGCAAAUGUCAUCAUCCACCCAUUCACUGGCCAUACGAGGACAAUUGCAUUAACAACGAUCUCUGAUUUGGGCAUCUGGUGGAGCUUGUUGCCCGUGUUUAUGAAACUAGAGCAUCAAAUGGAACAAACACAGCGUAUUUACCUCCCAGCUCCAUGCUGAGAGAUGAGUUUACUUUCCAGACUCAUUUCUCCCAACUGGCUGCUGGAGCUGCAUGGUGAUGCCGUGGGAGGCCUGCCAGGCAGGGGGAAAAAAUGAAAAACGUUUAUUUAGACUCCUGAUUGUCAUUCUGUUAAGGGUGUUUUUGAUGUUUGAAUGCGUCAUCCACCGAGUUUUAAGUUACCAGUCGUGUGAAACACUUAAUACCUAAGGAAUUUUCAACUCUCACAAGCUACAAAGGAAAUUCUUUUGCCACGGCACGAAACCAAAAUAAUCAGGAUGGGGUGGGGAGGUGGGGAGGGAAAAUGAAUAUCAUUAAUAUCAUGUGAAGUAAUGGAAGGGGAGAGCAGAGUGCUCUGAGUUCAGCACACAAAGUGGGUAACUUCAAAAGCCAUAAAACACAGCUUUGCAGGGAUAUUUGCUUUGCAUCCCCACUCCUCGCUCUUCAUACAAAUUAGAAGCAGGAUUUAUCAGUGUGGCAACAGCUUGACUCAACACCUCCAUUUUAAAUUAUUAAAAAUCUGAGUUUGUUCUAAAAGCUUCUGCUUAACCCUGGCAGCUGACAUGCUGGUUUAUAGGGGCUGAUUCCUUGUAAACCUGCAGUUACAGCACAAUUCCAGGUCAAGCUGCAUGAACCCCAGAACAGCAUCUGUAAUUCCCACAGACAGUGGGCAAAGGGCUUUUUUUCUUUUUUUUUUAACUUUUUUUUUUUAUUCCAGUGGCUCAAAAUACUUCAGAAUUGCAGCUAUUCAGAAACAACGAGCCCUAAACCCUAUUUUACCUCCAGUUUGGGGUAUUGGAUCAUCUGUCAGUGGAAUGGGGUUCAAAUGGUGUGAGAUGCUGUGUCCCUAAAUACAUUCUUAACCUGCAGAGUGCACCAGAGGAGCUGUGUGUAUAUAUAUUUAUAUGUACAUAACUUAUUUCAUGCAGAAGAGGAGAUUUUACAAUGCAAUUCCACACCCAUGAGACUUGCACUCAAGCACAGAGACAAAAUGUGUAUAUACAGGAGUCUGUCUGCAAGCUUUAUUUUUUUUUUUUUACACAGAAAUUGCACAGUUAACAACAGUUCCAUGUCAUUGUCUUGGUUACCAUGGUUUAUUUUGCUCAAGUUAAACUCCUAAACAACAGGUUUUAAUAUUUUACUCCUUUACAGGUGGCCAAUAUUCCCUCUGAACCAAAUUUAACUGAUGUAAUUCCAGGUAGUUACUCUAAUGUAGAAAGCAAGAAUAAAUUCAAGUGUGUUUCUCUCAGCCCUUUUUGAAUAAAUCAAGUUUUAUCAAA
This is a messenger RNA of Myiozetetes cayanensis, 3234 nucleotides long. RefSeq names its product small integral membrane protein 32 (gene SMIM32). The transcript has a single exon. NCBI's taxonomy places the organism in Eukaryota, Metazoa, Chordata, Aves, Passeriformes, Tyrannidae. Bases 1208 to 1528 code for a protein of 106 amino acids. The record is from RefSeq and is a predicted model, not a curated record.